UUCACAUCUCAGCAAGAGCACAAACACACCAUGAGAAACCUGCCUCUUAUAAAGAGCAUAAUCGCAGAAAGCUGAUGUGCGAGAGACUCCAGUCUUCCUCAACUCACGGUGGAGUAAAUCACAGGGUCGUAAUGCUGGGGAUCUGCUUGUGUUUGAGUGUUGCCGUCCACUUUGCGGUGUCUCAGGAAGCUGAAGCUCAGGAGCCGGUCACAUACACGUGCACUGAAGGGUAUGAGUUUGACUUUGAAAAGCAAAUCUGUAAAGAUAUAGAUGAGUGCAAAACAGUGCUGGAAGCUUGCAAAGGGGGCAUGAAAUGCAUCAACCACUUUGGCGGGUACCUCUGCCUACCUCACAAUGCGCGGAUAAUUGUCAGUAACGGUGAAGGUGAGCCCACUACAGCCCCGCCAGUGGAAAGAUUUCAGCCUGUGAUACCCCAAAUUUCCAGAGGCGAAUUCUCAAGGGUCAUACAAAGCUCUUCGCACUCAAUCCAGUGUGGUGUCGGGUUCAUGGCAGACUCCCAGAACUACUGCAGAGAUGUGAAUGAAUGUCUCACCGCAAACCCCUGUCAGCAUCAGUGCUACAAUCUGAUGGGCUCGUACAUCUGCCAGUGUGAAGUUGGAUUCGAGCUGGCUUCAGACUCCGUCUCCUGCCAAGAUAUCAACGAGUGUGAAAUCUCCAACUACAUUUGCCAGUUCCAGUGUGUGAAUGAACCUGGAGCGUUCCACUGUGCUUGUCCAGAAGGAUACCAGCUCCAAGGGCCACGCAUGUGCCAAGAUAUAGACGAGUGUGAAACAGGAGCACACAACUGCAGAGAAGAUGAAAUGUGUUGGAAUUACUAUGGAGGUUUCCGCUGCUAUCCCAGAGACCCCUGCCGUGAGCCAUACGUGAAAACAGGCGAAGGUCGCUGUAGGUGCCAGUCACAAACUGUUUGCCGUGGACUGCCGCCGGUCAUUGUCUACAAGUACAUGAGCAUCUUCUCCGAUCGAUCAGUGCCUGCAGAUAUCUUCCAGAUUCAGGCAACUAGUGUCUAUCCCAACAUGGUAAACACAUUCACAAUCAAAAACGGCAAUGAGGGAGGAGAAUUCUACCUGAGGCGCUCCAGCAAUGUAAGUGCCAUGUUGGUAAUGACCAAACCCUUGACUGGACCUCGAGAACAUGUUGUGGAUCUGGAGAUGGUCACCCAAAGUAAUGUCUUGUCCUACCGUUCAAGCUCUCUGCUGAGACUCACCAUUGUUGUGGGUCCAUACCCUUUCUAAAUCCUCUAGAUUGAUCAAAUCAGCACUUUGGAUUUAUGUAUGUACUGCAGCUUACUGUGUUCAAAAUGUUCAUCAAAGCAUGGUCACCUGUUUGUCCAGAUCAGUGGUUCUUACCUGGUUGGUUGCAAAGCGAUAAAUGGUUCAGAAACUUAUUAAUAGACUUUUAGAGGUUUUAUAAAGAUAAAUAUUUUGUAAGAUACGCCAUAUGUUGACAAUUUUUAUACUGUGUUGGGUCGCCAUUUAAUAUCCAAUGACCUGAAACUUCCUGGGAACUGCUGGUCUAGAUAGUCACAUUUUUAUUACAAACAGGAAUCAGUUUACUAAUCAUCAAAAAAGUGGGUUUUCAGGUUUGUUGACGUUUCUAAGUCAUUUAUAUUUGGUCUGACUGGGUGAUGUGAGGCCCUUGAAUAUCUGAAGAACAACACUACUGGUGACCAGAAAGAAACACAAUUACAAAGUUUUACUCUGAAUAGCACUUAUAGGUUCUUUGUCUUGGUAGUAAGAGUUUUGAAAGAUCCUCCUGCAUUGGAUGCUUGUUUUAAAAGGGUGGUUUAUCCAAAAAGUUAGCCUGUCAUCAUUUAAUCACCAUAUGUUAUACAAAGCUCUUAUAAUUCCUUUUGCAUCUAAAACUGAGGUGAAGUGUGUCCGUUUGCAUACAGUGAAUGUCAGGCAGAUCCUAUUGAGUUACAAAAACAAAACGCAUAAAAAAAACCAGUCUACACUACUCAAAUUUUUAGAACAGACAAUAAAAUCAACAUGGGUUCAUUCUGAAAACGUAGCUCUAUAUACGUUUCUAUAGAAUUAUGUAGCCAGAGGAACGUAUGGCUGCAUUUCGUUUUUAAAACCAACGCUACGGUGCCGUUUCUUUUCUCGCUUACAGCUGACUGCUUACCUUUGUAUGGAUGCUUGUCCAGUUACCAGUUUGUCCAGUUAGCUUGCCAUGUACGUCGGUGGACUUAGGACACAGAGAGGAGUUGACCACGACGACAGGGUUUGAGUCCGGUGAAGAAGCUCUCAAAGCUCUAAAAUUUCACUGACAUGAAAUCUACAUAUUCAAACUGAUACACCACAACUGGUUGAAUGCCACAUCAAACAGUCAAUAAUUUAGGUUUGUUAAGUGCAGUUACAUUAACAUUUUUAAAGGACAGUAGCAUAUAGAUGUAUGAACUAACAGAUGUCACUUUCAAAGAAAUCAGCGAAUAAUGAGUGCAGAGCUUUUUUAAUUUCCGGAUUCUGCUUGACAACUGUGCGUUCACAUUGAAAAUCAAUCCAUGGGAACACUGAAGCACUCUCUGUAACACAAAACUAUCAAAUAGCUACAGAAGGCUUACAAUAACAUACAAAAAGUAGUGGAAAGAGUAAUGAAAAAUCAUACCAUUACUUGCCUAAAAUGUAGUGCAAGUAGAGUAUAAGUAUCUGUUUUCAAUAUUACUCAAAGUAUGAGUAAAAAUUAGACCUUUCAAAAGUACUCAAGAGUAGAGAAUGGUGAAAUGCUGAUGCAUUUACAUGUAAUUUUUGGAUGUGUGUGUAAACGUAACAUUCUGUAGUGCAUUUAGUUAUCGCCCAGCAGGCACAUCAACAUCAUAAGACGUUAAUAUUAGGUUGUAAUGUCAGGUGACCAAAAUUCAAUGUUUAGCCAGCGUCUAAGGACAACGGUAUAUGAUGCCCAAUAACAACUUUAAAUGACGUUGAAAUUUUGGUUGAUUUUAAGUUGUGUUAGAAAGUGACCAAAAUCCAUUAUCGAGCUGACAUCUUAAACCAACAUAUGGAUGUCAAAUACUGACAUUUACUCGUCAGGUAUGGAAGCCAAAAUACAACAUCUGAUAGAAGUCAAAGCGGUAACGUCCACACAACGUGAAACUGUAACAUCAUUAGACGUUACGAUUUGGUUGCUUUUAGAUUGGACAUUGACAACGUCGGCCUGACGUUGGGUUCUGAUAUCAACCCGAGGUUCAUUUCCAAACAAAAUGCAAAGUCCCCUUGACGUUGGGGUACCCUUGACUUGUGCCUGCUGGGUGUUUACGUCCAUUUUGGUUAUCACAGUAAUCCUCCGUCAUCUUCUCAUCAGUGACAUGCAUCUUAACAAGCUCUAGGUCAAUGCAUGUGAAGAUUUUGGACAUCUUUAUAGACACUUUUAAUGCUUCUUAACAGUUUGCUGCGAUUAUAAAGCACUCACGUCUUAAGGUAGUUCAUUAUGAUGCGAUUUACCUUCUAUGUGUGAUUUGAUUGGACUUACAGGACUGAUUUGUCUAAACCCCAUAGACAAGAAAAAAUAAAGUAGUGACUCAAGUUGAAAGAAAGUGCAGUGAUACAGCACUAAAAAUGUACUCAAAAGUACACAUUUAUAAAACUACUUAGUAAAUUACAAUUUCUGAGAAAAACUACUCAAUUAUAGGAGUUUAAGUAUUCUUAAUUAGUCACUUUACACCACUGCAUAUAAGUGACAUGGACCUCUUUUAUGGUGCAUUUUAAGUAGACGUUGCUUUCUUGCGUAAAACAUAUGACAGAUUUUCGUUUUUGAAUAAGCCGAACUUUUAACCUGCCAAUAAGUCAACACUUUUACAUUGCUCAUACAUGGAACAUGGAGAAGCAAAAUGUACUUUAGUGCUUAUAGAUUUCUUACAUUUUUAGCCAGGGGAAAGUGUUUUGUUGGUGGAACAUGUGGAUAAGGCAAACAGAACUGCAUAGGGUUAGGUGGAACAGUUUGUGUUGUAAUCUAAUGGCAUCCUUAGCUAAUGGAAAUCUCUGAUGCGUCCUCCGCCUUGCGAAUACUCCAGAAAUGACCUCCUAUCCUAUGAGAAUAAGGCAAUAAUGUUUUGGAAACAGAAGUGAUGUUUUCAGGAAAUUGCUGGCAAGGGUUUUGGGUCGCAUAAGCAAUGGAACUCUUGCCUAACAUGUCUGUAUGUUUGCCAGAGCAGCGUUUGAUCUUCUGCAGUGUUUCGUGUUGAUGGUCUGUGACAAACACUGUUACUUAAACCGUUGCGUCACGCUCGGCGUCCCCAGGGACAUGGUGGUGGGUGAAGCCAAAAUGGUUCGAGCACCACCAUGUUAUAUGCAAUUAUUUGGCGAGCGAUCUCUGCAUCGAGACUUCGUAUUGCAACUUAAUAUGCUUACAAAUCAAAUCUGUAUGUUUUCUAAUCAGUGACUUUGAUUCAGUGAGUUUGAAUGCUCCCUGUUCAUUCUCUUAUUGAGAUCAUCUAAAUUGAUGUGGACUGGUUGUUCCUGCUCACUGAAGACAACGAAUGUCUAAAAAAUGGAUUUGAAUCUUACGUUCAGGAAUUAUCUGUAUUGUUUAUCAUUAUGCUCUCAAGUUGCACUGUUUUUACUCAUUCAUAGUGCCAUUUAUUCUGCUGUAAAGUGUUUUGGAAAUAAAUAUAAAUUCAAAAACUGU
Molecule: messenger RNA, 4647 nt
Organism: Danio rerio (zebrafish)
Lineage: Eukaryota; Metazoa; Chordata; Actinopteri; Cypriniformes; Danionidae
Source: RefSeq, a predicted model, not a curated record